UUCGAGCAUUUCCAGGUUAUACAACGAGACAUCUCGCGUACAUAUCCUGAAGAAGAAUUUUUCAAAGACGGUGGAAGGGGACAGGCAUCCCUUUUUAAUGUAAUAAAGGCCUACUCCAUCCAUGAUCAAGAAGUCGGGUACUGUCAAGGAAGUGCUUUCAUUGUUGGCUUGUUAUUGAUGCAGAUGCCGGAGGAAGAAGCUUUUGCAGUGCUGGUUCGCUUGAUGGAGAAUUAUCGUCUUCGUGAGCUCUACAAGCCGGCCAUGACAGAUCUCGGCCUGUGCAUGUUUCAGCUAGAGUGUCUUGUCCAAGAACAGAUGCCGGACUUACACAGCCAUUUUAACAACAUGGGAUUUGACACUUCAAUGUAUGCGUCGUCGUGGUUUCUCACGCUAUUUACAACCAGCCUGCCAGUUAGAAUAGCCAAUCGUAUUAUGGAUUGCUUUCUCAUUGAGGGAUUGGAGUUUAUAUUUCGUGUCGCUAUGUCGAUCCUACAACAAGCUCGUUUCGAACUGCUUCGAUUAGACAUGGAGGGAAUGCUCAAGUACUUCCAACGAGACAUGCGUGAACGCUUCGAAAACGAUGCCGACUUACUGAUUGCUGUUGCAAACAAAGUGCAUCUGAACGCAAGAAGAAUGCGAAAGUGAGU
Messenger RNA from Cylicostephanus goldi, 647 nucleotides. Lineage: Eukaryota; Metazoa; Nematoda; Chromadorea; Rhabditida; Strongylidae. The record is from the annotation of a GenBank genome assembly.